Xyrauchen texanus (razorback sucker) is the source of this 3457-nucleotide messenger RNA. RefSeq names its product proline rich Gla (G-carboxyglutamic acid) 1 (gene prrg1). Gene Ontology annotation, molecular function: calcium ion binding. The record is from RefSeq and is a predicted model, not a curated record. Gene Ontology annotation, cellular component: extracellular region. The coding region runs from base 99 to 740 and encodes 213 amino acids. NCBI's taxonomy places the organism in Eukaryota, Metazoa, Chordata, Actinopteri, Cypriniformes, Catostomidae. The transcript has 4 exons.
GCUGACUGAGCAUGCGCGGAAUCAGGACAUCGCGAGAAACGGAGUACGCGUUUGGGUGUUACGGGUCCAGUCGCCCUGUUUAAAUAGCUGCAGGAAUCAUGGGAGCCGUGUUCCUGCCAGCGGAUGCCGCACACUCAGUGCUGCGAAGGCUCCCGAGAGCAAACUUCUUGGAGGAAAUUAAACAAGGGAACAUCCAGCGUGAGUGCAGAGAGGAAAUCUGCAAUUAUGAAGAAGCCAGGGAGGCAUUUGAGAAUGAUGAGAAAACAAGGCGAUUCUGGGAGGAAUAUCAGCGCGAAAGCAGCCCUAGGCCUGGAGGUCUGGAGUCUAUUGCUGGUGGAGUUCAUUCCCUGUACCUGAUCUUACCGCUGCUGCUGGUUUUGCUGCUCAUUUCUGCAGUUUCCAUUACAGUUUGGAGAUGUCACUCACGCAAAAGAUCUCAGCAAAGCCCUGCCAUUGGGCGUCCACAAAGAGACACAACCCUAUCUGUGGUUUCAAUGGAUCAGUGGGGGCGGGACAUCCAUCCUGACAUCAGUCCUCACUCAGAGAUCAGUGCUCACAGUAGUCCUGCCUACCAAAGUGCUGAUCUCACACCUGGGCGGGGCAGUCGUGGUGACCCGCCCCCCUCAUAUGAGGAAGCUGUGGGCCAUACAGAGAUACACAUUGAAGCAGAACCUCCACCACAAUAUGAAGACAUCAUCAGUAACCAUGGUAGCACUGUUAUCAUUGGCCAGGGAAAGUGACAGAUCUUCCAGGGAUAUUAUCCAGACACAUCUAGAGCUGCAUUUUUAGGCCUCCACUAAUAGGGUAAAUCCUAUCAUUUCUUAUUCACACAAAAGCCUGGAGGUUUUUGAGAUGGGAAAAUUGCUUGGGUCGUUUAUUUUUAUUACUAUUCAUAUUUGUUUUAUAACUUCACUAAUUGUAUGAUAGCCUUGAUUUGAAAUUCCAGCUCUAGCAAAAUAGUUUGCUUCAUAACAGCCUCUUUACAUCUAAAUGCAAUUUCUGUUUCUCAGACAUUGUGAAAUUAAUUUAGUCACAAAAUUCACAAAUGUGAAUUUAGUAAUUUGAGCUUUCAUCAGAUUGCUUCGUUUCCAGAGAUCAACUCAUGACAAAUUUAAUCAUGAUGAUAAAGCACUGUUAAGGCUCGGUCACACAUAACAUUGCAUGGUGGAAUUCUGUGGGCAAAAUACAGUCAUCUCAAUGAGAAUCCACAUGAUCGAACUCCAGUGGCAAAGAAUUUCCUCUUGCAGAUUUUGCAUGGAUUUCAAAUUUGGUGAACUUGGCGUUGACCAAUAGGAAGUUUCUUGGUUUGGCAGUGACCUCUGAGUAGGCGGUGCUUACACAGUUACACUGAAUAUACACAAUGGACAAGGAUAUCAUUUUAGUGGCGAGUUUCUUUUCAGCAUAACUCUGCCAGAGUAAUUUUUUUGCUGAUUUCACACACGCACUGCAUCUGCCCAUGUCAUCUUCACCGUGGAAUUUCACAGUGCAAAGUUAUGUGUAACAAUGCCUUCGAUUCACGUUUUUCCUAGUAAGCAAAAGCUAUAAAAACAUUUCAAAAGAGAACUGGGCACCUUUUCAGGCCUCUCAUGGGACCAUUUAGACCCAUAAUUUAAAAUAACAGAUUCAAUGAACAAAUAAAUAAAAAAAAAAACAUGCACAAUGUUUUCAGGAACAAUUUUAAGUUGCAAAAUGCAAUGUUUACUGACAUGCUAUACUUUGUCAAUUGGAUAACAUUCAUAGGCUAUUUCUAUAUAACCUUUGUUAUUACAAAAUGCACUGAGCUCACAACCUCAAUGAAACAUUGAUGUUAAGUUGAUUUUGAUUCUUUUCUAGAUGAGGUGUGAAACACUGUGUAAGAUGUAGUUAGCAUCUUGGAAACUUCAGCCAAUGGUAAACCGUUUAACAAUGUGAAAUUUAAGUUAUGCUUGAGACAUUGUUGAAAAUGUUGCUGAUAACUUUUAGCAAAUCGACCAAACAAAUGUAAGCAGUUUUAUUUUAUUUGGCAUAAUGGUUGUUAAUGCUGAAUCAGCACAGGUCCAAGCUGUUUUUGCCCAGUGGGCACCAGGCCAACAUAUGUGAGGUUUUGUUGACUUAUUUUAGAAGAGCAAACUGCUCAUAUCUGCUGUGGCCAAAUACAAUACUGAAAAAUACAUUGUAUUGUACAAUUAAGGUUUGUUAUUGUACCAUUUCUAGAUGUAGUAGACAAGUAAAUGGGCUGUGCAUAAGUGGUCCCUUUUUGGAACAAUUUGGUCACAGCCUUGAGAAAUGCAUCAUAAUUGUGGCCAAGGAUUAAGCAGGGAUAAGUAGGACAACCAAGACAUGGUUUUACAGAAUUUUCAUUUUUUGAUGAAUUAUUCUUUUUAAGGAGCAAGAAGCAUGUGUUUUCUUUUGUUGUUGCUGCAAGCUGUUUGCUGACUUUCUUUUAUAUGUUUUUAGGGUAACAAAGUUGUGUUUUGUUUCUCUAACAACCUCCCUGACAAUGUUAAGAAUAACAAUUAUGACUACCUUGACCAUGCUAGUUGUAUUUGACAGAACCUUUCCCCUGGUAAAUUUUAAGUAUGUUUAAGAUGCAUACCUCCCUUGCCUUCCUCGUGACAAAUGAAGAUGUUUACAUCUUUCUCUUCCUGAAAUGUAUCAGCUAGGAACCAUAUUUGGACAUUUGAUCCUGGCUUUUGGGUUGGGCUUGUCUGGAACUUAACAGGCAACACAAACUUUUACCUCUUACUUUUAUUCUUGGUUUCUUGUUUAGAGUGUAAUUACGAAAUCACCUCAGGCCCCAGCUAUACUUUACACUGAAACCAAGAGAAUAUCACAGUAGGAUCACAUUAUGGGAACAAGCCCUCCUACUACCCAAUAAAAAAAAGAAAAUAAAUUUAACAGUAUUAAAUGUCAGGAAAGUGUGUGUGGGUGUGUACAUGUAUGUGUGGAUGUGAGAAAAAGAAUAUAACAAUGGAAACAGUGUGUUUGUACUUAUUUAGUAACUAUGAGUGAAAGUGCUUUUUUAGGGCACAAAUUGCUCUUUGUAGAGGAAUAUGAAUUGAUGUGUAAUGUAUGAUAAAUUAUAUAAAAUUAUGGCAAAUGCUGUUUGGUUUAUAUUUGUGGCUUUCUACAGUUUACAUUAUGUCAUGCUCAGCCAACAUAAAUAUGCAAUAAAUGACAUCACCAGCAAUAACUCAGCCUCACUUUGCCUAAAUUUGUUUGUGUUUUAAAGGUAAUGUGAAAUAUUGCUACUGUAAUUUGAAAUUCAGGCUGAUGAUGCUGCAAGUGUGGCUGACUUUGAUGGAAGGCAUCUGUUGCUGGAUAUUUGCAGGCUGAUAUUUCUGUUAAAAGCAUGGGAUGGUGGUGUUUAUUGCUUUAAGCCUUACUCAGAGAUAGGUAAAUGUGUAUAUAAGUGUAUUAAGAAAUUUAAUUUUUUGUAAUGACUGAGCUUGAUUUUAUUUGUAAUAAAAGUUUUUUG